AGGCGAGCAGAGAGAACGUGGGAGGAAAAAUGAUUCCAGGGAUCUGAGUCAGCAGCUGUUUUCUGUCUCUUCUUCUCCUCAACUUCCGUGGAUCCGCUUCACAUCCUAAACUCUUAUAAUAAACCAUGGACACGGGUGUUUGUGGACCAUAAGGAGCGUCAUUUGGAGGGGGUGAAGAUAAGCAGAAGACACCGUGAAGAGGACCAUUUUGUGUCGCAAAGUUAUCGUUUCUCCCGAGGCAUCAUGUCUGUCAGAGUUUCAUCCAGGAGUGCUUUCCCUCCGGUUCGACGGGACCGAGUCAUCGCUCAGCUCCCACAGUCUUUCAGGAAAGAGGCGGCUCUCCACAUUGAGGAAGAUUUCAGCAGUAAAGUGAGGACGGCCUGUCAGGAGCAGCGAACCGGCACUGUGGGAUUUAAAAUCUCCAAGGUCAUCGUUGUGGGCGAUCUGGCUGUGGGAAAAACCUGCUUGAUCAACAGGUUCUGUAAGGACGCCUUUGAUAAGAACUACAAGGCAACGAUCGGCGUCGACUUUGAGAUGGAGCGCUUCGAGGUGCUCGGCGUUCCGUUCAGCCUGCAGCUGUGGGACACUGCAGGACAAGAGAGGUUCAAGUGCAUCGCGUCAACGUAUUACAGAGGAGCUCAAGUGGUGAUAAUCGUGUUUGAUCUGAACGACAUCGCCUCUUUGGGCCAUGCGAGGCAAUGGCUGGAGGACGCGUUGAAGGAGAACGACCCCACCAGUGUUCAGCUGUUCCUUGUCGGCACAAAGAAGGACCUGAGUUCUCCUGCUCAGUAUUCUCGGAUCGAACAAGACGCCCUAAAAUUUGCGAGUGAGAUCUGUGCCGAGUUUUGGGCCGUUUCUUCUCUGACAGGGGAAAACGUGACAGAGUUUUUCUUCAGAGUUGCCGCUCUGGCUUUUGAGACAAACGUUCUCGCCGAGUUGGAGAAAAGUGGAACGAGGCAAAUCGGAGAUGUCGUCAGAAUUAACAGCACGUCCAGCGACCCGUUAGCAGCGUCCAAGAAGAAACCGUCCAGCUGCUGUCAGUGAGUCCAGACGGAGACUCAGGCUGCCGUCCGGCUCAGAUCUCUGACGUGUUUUGGGUCCGUUUUUCCUGGCCAGUGAAGAUCUCCUGAGAGGAACCAGUCUGGUUUACUUCAUGAGUUAGUUAAUGCUGCCAAAAACACAUAUAAAGACUCUAAUUAGCCUUUAGCUUAGAUUUUAUCCAUAGUUUUGCUGCUGUAGAUUUUCUUCUUUUGAUAUUUUAGUUGUGUUAAAGAACUUUUUGUACUUUAAACUCAUAAAUGUGUCCAGUUCUGACAAAAUAAGUCACAAUGAGGACAUUUUCGUACUGAUGUAUUAAUAUUUAUAAAUUCUCCAUCUGAAAAACAUUAGAUUGACAGUUUUAAAACUGAAUUCUUAUUGGUUUAUGAUGAUGUCAUUUGGUUAGUUAAGCCAAACUUUAUACAAAGGGAUUUCCCAGCAGUACUGGAAAUGUUCAAUUUUAAAAGGAAAUCACAGGUUAGAAGGGAUUAUUUCUGAAGACAUACAUUCUGUUUUACUUAGUAGGAUCACCAAGAUGGUGUCUUU
Austrofundulus limnaeus is the source of this 1584-nucleotide messenger RNA. It is a transcript of the gene rab34a, whose product is annotated as RAB34, member RAS oncogene family a. The record is from RefSeq and is a predicted model, not a curated record. Gene Ontology annotation, molecular function: GTP binding; GTPase activity. Bases 244 to 1044 code for a protein of 266 amino acids. Lineage: Eukaryota; Metazoa; Chordata; Actinopteri; Cyprinodontiformes; Rivulidae. The transcript is spliced from 11 exons.